AUGGCGACCAACAACUCCCAAAGCCCGAGCGGGCAAACGAUCUUCAAAACAUUCCACGACUCCAGUUUCUUUCGGGAAAGCCGAGCACCUGCCCUGCCCUCACCAGCCGAAAUUAGACGCUUGAACGAAGCAGCCGGCGAUUUUCGAGCCUUUUACCGGGACCGCACAAAUCCUGUGAUUAUCCCUGAACUAGGCCUGGUGGUCAAAUAUGGAACAGAAGUUACUCUUAGUGAGCUCGAAGCUCAGUUAUUGGUAAGAGAAAAACUGGGAGACAAGGUACCAGUCCCAGAAGUUUUUGCCUGGGCGGAAGAUGAUGAACAGGGGUUCAUCUACAUGGCCUUGAUUGAAGGCGACACCCUGCAGAGCCGUUUCAAGGAUAUGAACGAGGAGGAGAGGGUUGGAGUCUGUGCCGAAUUGAGAUUGAUGACGGAAGCGUGGAGAGGGCUGUCACAGGAUGCCUCAGAACCAUAUGUUGGCAGUGUAGGAAAGCGUCCCGUCCUGGACUACUAUGCCACAACCAGACGGGGCGCUGUUGGGCCUUAUGAUGGUCCAGAUGCAGUCCGCGAUUUUCACGCCAGAUGCAACAUCGGUAUUGAGGAACGUUUCCAUAUCUGCUUUACUCACAAUGACCUUUGUCCACCAAACAUCCUCAUCUCAAAGGGGCCUUAUCCCAAGGUAGUAGGAAUCAUCGACUAUGGCCAGGCGGGAUGGUAUCCCUCGUAUUGGGAGUACAUGAAAGCAACGAGGGUAGGGCAUCUGCAGGAAUUCUUUGGUACAGAGCUUUACGCUGAGUGGGUUGCAAAGUACUUGCCGAUGUUCCUGGAUCCAGUGGCGGACAAUAUAUCUCAGGCAUGGGGGUUGUUUUACAUACGAAGUAUUUAA
This is a messenger RNA of Fusarium coffeatum, 882 nucleotides long. RefSeq lists its product as uncharacterized. Lineage: Eukaryota; Fungi; Ascomycota; Sordariomycetes; Hypocreales; Nectriaceae. The coding region runs from base 1 to 882 and encodes 293 amino acids. The record is from RefSeq and is a predicted model, not a curated record. The transcript is spliced from 2 exons.